AUGUCUGGCGUAGAAAGUGAGCAGCAUCAGCCCGAACCCCUCCCAGACGAAGACGGCCCGCAGCGCAAGAGUGUCUCGGACGAAGAGGUGGAAGAGACCGAGCAUGGCCACCCAUCAGAGACACCUUCUGAGGCCGCUGUACAUCCUGCAGUCACAAUAACGGUUGAAGAUGCCGAUGCGGAAGACGAUUCUCCAGACGAGACAACGCAGGACAAUGCGGGUGACAAUGAAUCGCAAACCGACGGUACAACGCCCACUGAGUCUCAUGUGGAUUCCGGCGAAAUACGUCACUCACAGGAGCGGGUAGAUGCCUGGACUCCUGAUACUGCGAUUCCGUCCAAUGACUUAGAGGGUGCUGGAGAGAGCAAGGAAGACUCUCUGUCCCAACCUUCACAAGAUGACAGUACCGAACAAGCUCCGCAAGAGACAGUCCCAGCCGUCAGGCCGACGAGAUCAGAUUCGAGGUCUACGGUGGUGUCCCGGGCACUACCUGUCACUUCGACGGUCUUCGUAGUCAGUGCACUGGAGACCAUCGGGGCAGCGAAGGAGGUGCGCAAGAACAAGGAGUUUACAGAAGCUGUACAAGCAGCUUUGGCAAACAUCAAGAACUCGGAGCAACCAGUCAACCCAGAGAUCAUCUUUCAGCCUUUGCAGAUGGCCACAAAGUCGUUUAAUGUACCUUUACAAGUCACGGCACUCGACUGCAUCGGCAAGCUGAUCAGCUAUUCUUAUUUUGCGUUUCCAGCUGUUGCGACCAACCAUGCUGGUGACACCGACACACCGCCCCUCAUUGAGAGAGCAAUUGAGGCCAUUUGUGACUGUUUCGAGAACGAAGCGACCUCGGCUGAAAUCCAGCAGCAGAUCAUCAAAUCCUUACUUGCAGCUGUUUUGGAUGACAAAAUAGUAGUGCAUGGUGCCGGACUACUCAAAGCUGUCCGCCAAAUAUACAACAUCUUCAUCUAUUCAAAGUCUAGCCAGAACCAGCAAGUCGCGCAGGGAUCUCUUCUUCAGAUGAUCGCAACUGUGUUUGACCGAGUUCGAGUCAGAUUAGAUGUGAAAGAAGCGCGUCUCAGGGAGCAAACCUCCAAGUCUGAAGAGAAUCUUUCCGGGGAUGCCUCCGUGUUCGAAAACACGUCACUGAAUGGACUAAAUGGACAAUCGGAUACCCCUGAUCAAGAAACCCCUCCCCAGCUCUCGGACACGCCUGUCCAGGCGCCUGAAAAGCUAACCUUACAAAGCUUCGAGAAUACUAAGCAUCUUGAUGACGCAGUUGUGGCUGAUUCGGCCCCAACAACUGUGACGCGAGCCAAAAGAACCCGCAAGAAUACUCGGUCUAGUUCAGGUCCUAUUUCGCGAACGAGUCUCCAGGAAGAUCGUGAAGAAUCCGAGGAGGACGAAGACGACAUUUACAUCAAGGAUGCGUUUCUCGUUUUUCGAUCACUGUGCAAGCUCAGCCAAAAACCACUGAGCCACGACCAGCAGCAAGAUCUUCGAAGCCAAAAUAUGCGCUCUAAACUUCUUUCACUUCAUCUUAUUUAUCAUGUUAUCAACAACUAUACGACGGUAUUUACGUCGUCUUUCUCGGUUAUCAAAAGCGGCAAUAAUGAUGAAAAUACUCCAUUCCUACAAGUGGCCAAGCCACACUUAUGUCUCAGCCUUUCACGAAAUGCCUCCAGUUCGGUCCCACGGGUGUACCAAGUCUGCUGUGAGAUAUUCUGGCUUUCUCUGAAGCAUCUGCGCGUUUUGCUCAAGAAAGAGCUUGAAGUGUUUUUGAAGGAGAUUUAUCUAGCAGUUCUGGAAAGGCGGAGUGCGCCUCAGUUUCAGAAGCAGAUGUUCAUGGACGUCUUGGAGAGAUUGUCGGGCGAUCCCCGUGCUCUGGUGGAAGUCUACCUCAACUAUGACUGCGACCGCACUGCACUGGACAAUAUGUACCAAGAGAUUAUUGAACAUCUGUCGAGAAUCUGCAGUACUCCAGUGCUCAUCACACCAGUCCAGCAACACCAAUACCUGGAACACCAAGGGAAAUCAUCUGCUGCCAACUCAGAGUGGUAUUCUAAGGGGUCAUUACUCCCUAAUUUGACUACUUCUGCCCUUAGUCAUCCGCCACAAAUUCCUUCUCCGAUACCAGUGGAAUAUGUCUUGAAGCAGCAAUCACUCCGGUGUCUCACUGACAUCUUAACCUCACUCGAAAAUUGGUCCAGUCAGGAUCAGCCGCAGCUGACCAACGGAUCGCGCUACCCAGCUUCAAGAGGCUCUUUCGAGGACUCGAGAGAGUCUCUUGACUACGGAGAGAAACCUCCACCGUCGCCUCGUGCCCCCGGACUUGCCCCGGCUUCGGGUGUCUCAACACCUGUUGCCGAAGACGACCCCAAUGAGAUUGAAAAGAUCAGACAGAGAAAGUCGGCCUUGAAUGAGGCUAUACGACAAUUCAAUUUCAAACCCAAGCGAGGCAUCAAGGCCCUCAUAGCCGAGGGCUUCAUCCGAAGCAACAGUCCACAAGAUGUGGCAAAGUUUCUUUACGCCAAUGAUAGACUCGACAAAGCCAUAUUGGGAGAAUUUCUAGGCGAGGGUGACGAAUCGAACGUUGCAAUUAUGCAUGCAUUCGUUGAUCUUAUGGACUUCAGCAAGAGAAGAUUUGUGGAUGCUCUCAGGCAAUUCCUACAAAGCUUCCGACUUCCUGGAGAGGCUCAAAAGAUUGAUCGUUUCAUGCUGAAAUUCGCGGAACGCUACCUGAGCGGUAAUCCUAAUGCUUUUGCUAACGCGGACACGGCCUACGUACUGGGCUAUUCUGUAAUUUUGUUGAAUGUCGAUCAGCACAGUACCAAGAUGAAAGGCCCAAGAAUGACUGUGGAAGACUUUAUCAAGAACAACCGCGGUAUCAACGAUGGACAAGAUCUGCCUCGAGAUUACCUGACCUCCAUUUACGAGGAGAUCGCCAGAAACGAGAUUGUCCUAGCGUCCGAACGGGAGCAUGCUGCAGAGUUGGGAAUUGCGACUGCUACUUCGUCCACUGGACUUGCGUCAAGAGCUGGUCAAGUCUUUGCAAACGUCGGAAGAGAUUUACAGAAAGAAAAAUACGCUCAAGCCUCGGAAGAAAUGGCUAACAAGACGGAGCAAUUGUACCGAAGCCUUAUUCGUGCCCAGAAGCGGUCUGCCGUCCGUGAAGCCUUGUCCCGGUUCAUUCCUGCGACAUCAAUCAAGCAUGUCGGACCCAUGUUCAAUGUUACCUGGAUGUCUUUCCUAUCUGCAUUUUCAAGUCAAAUGCAAGAUGCGCAAAACCUUGACCUUAUCAAACAGUGCCUCGAUGGGUUACGACUAGCGAUCAGAAUAUCUUGCAGGUUUGAUCUCGAAACCCCGAGAGUUGCCUUCGUUACAGCCUUAGCCAAGUUUACGAAUUUGAGCAACUUGAAGGAGAUGGUGGCUAAGAAUCUGGAGGCUUUGAAAGUCCUCAUUGAUGUUGCACUGUCGGAAGGCGAUGUCCUGAAGUCGUCUUGGAGGGAGGUUCUCAUGUGCAUCAGCCAGCUUGACAGACUUCAGCUAUUGUCCACUGGAAUCGAUGAAGGUGUCAUUCCUGAUGUCACUCGAGCCAACAUCCCCGCACCCUCAAAUGCCAGAGAUAACAAUCGCAGUCGAAGGUCAAUGCAACCUGCCAAACGUCCAAGACCCAGAUCAUCACACAGCUUCCGUCCAGAAGUUGCAGACGAGACAAUGUCUUCUGAUAUGAUCCGCGGAGUGGAUCGAAUAUUCACCAACACUGCCAAGCUGUCAUCUGAAGCCAUUGUUGAUUUUAUCCGGGCUCUGAGUGAUGUUAGCUGGCAAGAGAUCCAAUCCUCGGGUAAUAGUGAUUCUCCAAGGACGUAUAGCUUACAAAAGCUGGUAGAGAUCAGCUAUUACAACAUGACCAGAGUCAGGAUAGAAUGGACGCGGAUAUGGGAGGUCCUAGGCGAGCAUUUUAAUCAAGUCGGCUGCCACAAUAACACCGCCGUCGUCUUCUUUGCGCUUGAUUCUCUUCGACAACUCUCAAUGAGAUUCCUGGAGAUUGAGGAAUUGCCUGGAUUCAAGUUUCAGAAAGACUUUCUGAAACCUUUCCAGCAUGUCAUGGCAAACAGUACGGUCGUUACAGUCAAGGACAUGGUAUUGAGGUGCCUCAUACAGAUGAUACAGGCUCGAGGUGACAACAUCAGAUCUGGCUGGAAGACGAUGUUUGGCGUGUUCUCGGUUGCCGCCAGAGAGCAGUACGAAGCCAUUGUCAACAUUGCUUUUGACUACACUACACAGAUCUACAACACUCGGUUUGGUGUUGUGAUCUCGCAAGGAUCGUUCCCGGAUCUGAUUAUCUGUCUAACCGAGUUUUCCAAGAACCUGAAAUUCCAGAAGAAAUCUCUGCAGGCCAUCGAAUUGCUGAAAUCCACAGUCCCUAAGAUGCUCAAGACUCCUGAAUGUCCGCUCUCUCGACGCCACGGGCAACCACCCCAGCUUGAUGCUUCAGGUGUUGUCGCAGGGGUGAAGCAACCGACAUCACAAACGGAGGAAGAGCAGUUCUGGUAUCCGGUACUCAUCGCUUACCAAGACGUCUUGAUGACGGGAGAAGAUCUGGAAGUUCGGUCAAGAGCUCUGAGUUAUCUAUUCGACACGUUGAUCAGAUACGGCGGAGACUUUCCGCCCGAAUUUUGGGAUACCUUGUGGCGUCAAGUGCUCUACCCAAUAUUUGUCGUGUUGCAGUCCAAGUCGGAAAUGUCUAAAGCUCCCAACCACGAGGAACUGUCCGUUUGGCUGUCUACCACCAUGAUUCAAGCCCUCCGACACAUGAUCACUCUUUUCACGCACUAUUUCGACUCGUUAGAGCACAUGUUGGACCGCUUUUUGGACCUCCUGACCUUGUGCAUUUGUCAGGAAAACGACACAAUAGCCCGGAUUGGCAGCAACUGCCUACAGCAGCUGAUUUUGCAGAAUGUCACAAAGUUCAGACCCGAGCACUGGGCGAGAAUUGUGACUGCCUUCGUCGAGCUAUUCAAUCGCACUACGGCUUAUGAACUCUUCUCCGCCGCGGCCACAAUGUCCGAUGCUCGGCCAACACCACCGGCUGAGGGAGGCGACGGCCUGAGCAUUUCGGGAAGCACAAUCGUCGCAACUCCUACAGAAAAUGGAACACAUCUCCCACCGGCCCUUUCCAGUCCACCCGCGGAUGCUCACAGGCCUGUCGUGACGCCUCCCGAGAUUUCACAGUCAGGCACAUCAGAACUAGAAGACUAUCGACCACAUUCAGAUAUGCAAGCACCUGCUCCAGUAGUGACGGUGGCACGUCGUCGCUUCUUCAACAAGAUCAUCACGAGCUGUGUCCUCCAGUUGCUUAUGAUCGAGACGGUUGCCGAACUCUUUUCCAAUGACUCGGUAUAUGCUCAAAUACCUUCGCCGGAACUUCUACGCCUCAUGACGCUGCUGAAAAAGUCAUACCAGUUCGCAAAAAAAUUCAACAGCGACAAGGAUCUGAGGAUGGCGUUAUGGCGACAAGGAUUCAUGAGGCAGCCACCCAAUCUAUUGAAACAAGAAUCUGGAUCCGCCAACACGUACGUCAGUAUCUUGCUGAGGAUGUACCAUGACGAAGGCGAGGAGAGGAGGUCAAGCAGAGACCAGACCGAAGGCGCCUUGAUCCCGCUAUGUGCGGACAUCAUCCGUUCGUUUAUCCUGCUCGAUGAAGAAACUCAGCAACGAAACAUCGUGGCCUGGAGACCUGUCGUCAUUGACGUGCUAGAGGGUUAUACGAACUUCCCCAAGGAAAGCUUUCAGAAACAUCUCGAUACAUUUUACCCUCUUUCCGUCGGCCUGCUCGAAAGGGAAAUCAACGCGGACCUUCGAUCUGCCCUUUGGGGCAUCUUCCGUCGCGUCGGCGAGCUCCAGUUCGGCAUGCCCGAGUUUGUCAUGACUCGAGGCCGAGAAGGAAGCGUGAGUUCGAUGAGGAACGGAAGUAUCGGUCCUACACCUUCAAGUCCGGGCCAUUCAGUGUCAUCGUUUGGUAAGGGCCGGAGAGGAAGCAGAGCAAGUCGUACUGGUGCAGUGUGA
Molecule: messenger RNA, 6060 nt
Organism: Exophiala spinifera
Lineage: Eukaryota; Fungi; Ascomycota; Eurotiomycetes; Chaetothyriales; Herpotrichiellaceae
Exons: 2
Coding region: 1-6060 (2019 amino acids)
Biological process (GO): regulation of ARF protein signal transduction
Molecular function (GO): guanyl-nucleotide exchange factor activity
Source: RefSeq, a predicted model, not a curated record